UCUUCGUCUUCUCAAUUUCUCAUACUCUGUUUAUAUUCUCUUAAAUCUCCUCUGUUUUAGUCUUUAGAUUUCUCUUAAGUUCCUCUGUUUUUGUUAUCUUGCUCUGUUUUUUUCUUUGAAUCAAUGACGAAACAGAAUGUAUUGAUUUCGGCUGAAAAGAAUGUAAGCUCGUCAACAUUAGCAUUAACAACAAUAAUGUCGAAAUCAUCAUCGAUGUUUUCAUCAUCAUCAACUUCAUCAUCGAAACCACCUGCCCCGCAAACUAGUAGUAGUAUUAAUUUAGCAAUAACAAGAAAAAGUUUACUGAAACAGCUUGAAAUUGAAAGUGGGUCAAGAAUCAAUGCAUGGGUUGAAACCAUGAAAGCUUCGUCUCCUACUCAUAUCAAAUCACCGGAUGCUUUCUCUCCUACUGAAGAACAUCGUUCCUGGAUGGUUCAAUAUCCAUCAGCUCUGAACAUGUUUGAGCAAAUAAUCCAAGCAUCCCAGGGGAAGAAAAUCGUAGUGUUUCUGGACUACGAUGGUACACUUUCUCCCAUUGUGGCUGACCCCGAUCGAGCCUACAUGUCUAAGCAGAUGAGAGCCGCGGUUAGAGAUGUCGCCAAGUUUUUCCCUACGGCCAUCAUUAGCGGAAGAUGCCGUGAUCAGGUGUAUAGCUUUGUCAAGUUAGCUGGUCUGUAUUAUGCUGGCAGUCAUGGAAUGGACAUUAGAGGCCCAACCAAAGGUGCCAAAUGCAAGAAAAGAAGUGAUCAAGGUGUUUUGUUUCAGGCAGCAAGUGAGUUCUUGCCCAUGAUUGCUGAGGUUAAUAAGGCAUUAAUUGAGAAAACAAAAUCAAUUGAUGGAGCCAAAGUUGAGAACAAUAAGUUUUGUGUAUCUGUUCAUUAUAGAAAUGUGGAUGAAAAGCAAUGGAGUUUAAUAGCAGAGACAGUAACAUCAAUAUUGAAGGAGUAUCCUCAGCUGAAGCUCACUCAUGGAAGAAAGGUACUGGAGAUUCGACCAACCAUUAAAUGGGACAAGGGAAAAGCUCUUGAAUUUUUACUAGAGUCUCUUGGAUUCGGGAACACUAAUGAUGUUUUGCCACUUUAUAUCGGCGAUGAUCGGACGGAUGAAGAUGCAUUUAAGGUACUGAGGGAGAGAGGACAAGGUUUUGGGAUUCUUGUAUCAAAAAGUCCCAAAGAAACUAGUGCAUCUUAUUCUCUACAAGAACCGGCCGAGGUCAUGGAUUUCUUGCAUCGGUUGGUCGAUUGGAAGAAACUAUCCAACUCAACGUAGCUACAAGAUGUAAAUAAUCAAGAAAGCGAGAUUACCCAAGCGAGAAAAAAAAAUGUGGGUAGAUAAUUAUAUGUAAUGAUUUUGAUUUUUUUUUUCAUCUUUUUUUUUUCUUUUUUUUUUUGUUGGAAAAAAGAAAGAAAUAUAGAGGGUUUUCCUCCUUUAGAUGAUUUCCCUUUAUAUAAGGCCAUUAGAGCCUUUUCUUGUAAGUACUUUUAUGUACAAUUGGAAAAGGUAAAAAUAGUUGUAACCUUAAAAAAAAAUCAUUACAUUUUAAAAAUGUAAUGGUGGUGAAUUAUAUAAGUCAGAAAAUCUAACAAGCUUUUAAAGUGAA
Messenger RNA from Papaver somniferum (opium poppy), 1600 nucleotides. Its product is annotated as probable trehalose-phosphate phosphatase D. The coding region runs from base 124 to 1269 and encodes 381 amino acids. Gene Ontology annotation, biological process: trehalose biosynthetic process. NCBI's taxonomy places the organism in Eukaryota, Viridiplantae, Streptophyta, Magnoliopsida, Ranunculales, Papaveraceae. Gene Ontology annotation, molecular function: trehalose-phosphatase activity. The record is from RefSeq and is a predicted model, not a curated record. The transcript is spliced from 9 exons.